AUGGUUGACUCUCAACCUUUGGCUGCCAUGCUAAUGCCAUCACAGGGCUCUGCCCAGAGUCCACCACCACUGCAGCCACCACCAGCAGUCACGAUCCACUUUUCCAAAGGAGCCACCGUGCCAGCACAUAACUUGAAAUCAACCAUCGUGGCUUGCACGGGUACCCCCUAUGUGUUUCUCUAUGGAGGGUUCGACGAAAAUGACGCAUUGGACAGCAAUGUUUACCUCUUAAACACCCAGAAGAUGGAAUGGGAGGUCGACAACACCGCCGAUGGGUUGUAUCGAGAGGGACAUCUGGCAGCGUAUAUAAACAAUGGCAACAUUUUGGUCUUUGGAGGACUCCCAUUUGACGAUGAAAUUACUAAUGAGUCACGAGCGCGGACUAGAGCCCACGAUCAACGAUUCGGCAAUACCACGUCAACCUCGGGGCAGAUUCGCCGCGAUAGCUUGAUGUUGGUUUACAACAUCUUUGAACGGAAAUGGAUUGGACCGCCGGAGUUUGCGUUGGAAAAUGCGCCUAGCUCACGCUCACGGCACGCGUGUUGCUUAACACCAGAUGGAUCGAAAUUGUUCAUUAGUGGCGGGCUAGUCCGAUCAACCCCUUUGAGCGAUUUGUACUGCUACGAUUUGACUAGUGGGAAAUGGACCGGUCCCAUUGAAUUUGUCCCUCGAUUCGACCACAAGAUGAUUUAUUAUAACGAGCGCAUCUACUUGUUUGGCGGGUUGGAUGGAGAUAUGAACCACGUCAAAUCGAUUACGUAUUACUCGUUGAAAAACCAAACCUUGGGCGAAUUGAACCUUACCAAUUUCAUUGCCAACAAUUUCUCCACGCUCUACUUUGACUUGCACAUUUUGGAAAGCAAGAUCAACCCCAGCCAGAGCAUUUUCUUGAACUUGCCCACUUGGCAUUCCAACGGUGGAAUCGAUAUUGCCAGCUUCAGCUUGCUUGAUUUCGAAACGCAAGUAUUGUUUGAAAACUUGAAUGUCACCGAAAACUUGGCGCUGGAGCAAAAUGCAAGAUUCACGUGGACGGCUGCUGUGGUCAAUGACCAAGGUAAGCUCUAUCUCUUGGGUAACAAGCGGACCCACUUGGCUCACGUAUUUGGAGCACUAAUCGCGGGAGAACAAACGGAAAAUGAUACAAUUGCCGAGGAAGAACCUACCGAGGAAGACGAAGAGAUACGGGCGCAAAACACCCAGUUGAACCAUGUUUUAGAAAUAGACUUAGCUGCGUUUGGCAUUGUUGCCAAAAAACUCGAAAACCGACUAUCGCUAGAUUUCGAGCAACUUUUCGAACAUGGUGAAUUUUUCGACUUCCAAAUUGAAACGUUGCUUACUGAACAUGACCGGCAGAAUUACGAAAACCAAGCAGCAUAUGAACUGAAGAUUAUACCGGUGCACAAGUCGAUCUUGGUGGCGAGAUGGCCCCAUUUCCAUCGCAUGAUAACCUCGGGGAUGGAUGAAACCAUAAAUGAUAAAGUCUUGAUCCCAGAUCCGUAUCUUCGAGUCAGAGCCAUGCUCUAUUUCCUCUACACGGGGAGACUUGAAGAUAACAGCACCUUUAAGCUUUUGGACUAUUCAGGGUUGCUAAUCUUGGCCAACUUGUACGAGCUACCUGAGCUCAAAGUGUUGGUUCUUCAAAAAUUGUUUGUGCUUUUCAACGAGUUGAAGAUACAAUUAGCAAACGCCGAAGAGGAAGCAAUUUCGAUCUUGAUUCAGUUUUGGAAAGACUUGACUAUGGCCAACGAUUCGAUCCUUUUGCAAAAAGUAAUUGCUGAAAUUAGAAAAAAAUGGGGGGCAAUCACUCGAUCAAAAGCGUUUACCCAGCAUCUAUCAAAAGAAGAUUUGAUCAAGCUAUGUCAAGACUCGACGACUCAACUCCACCUGGAUCGCAGCGGCACACAGUCGAGUCUCACCACGCAAGCUUCUCAAAGUCGGUUCACUUCAAUAUUCAACGCGAAAGCUCGCACUAGCCCCAGCCAAAACUCGUUGAAUUCGUUCGAUCUUACUGCGACGCCCGAUACGCCUGCUCGAAAUACCAACUCGCCGUUUGUGAUUGAUGCCCCGGCAAAUAAUCCAUCGCCAUCACAAAAUUCAGUAAACUAG
Lodderomyces beijingensis is the source of this 2106-nucleotide messenger RNA. The record is from the annotation of a GenBank genome assembly. Lineage: Eukaryota; Fungi; Ascomycota; Pichiomycetes; Serinales; Debaryomycetaceae.